AUGUCGAACCAAGUGGCUGAAAUUGAAGAGCCCAAGAUUCCGGGUAACUAUUCCGCAAGGACAAAUCAUAGGUGGAUUCCAGCUGCUGAAGUCAACCAAUCUUCACAAUCCGCAGAAUCAUCAAAUGUUAUUAGCACAAAGAGCAGGCAGGAGGAUGUUGAUGAAAUUCACCAAACUUUAUCCAAGUUUCAUGUGUCGCCCGGACAGAUGUACUCAACAGAAUCAGGUCAAAUGUUUCAUGCAGGAUCUAUUUGUAUUAUUCUUGUUGGUCUCCCAGCCAGAGGAAAGACAAACUUAGCAAUUGGUCUAUGCCGCUAUCUUCGUUGGUUAGGUGUCCGGACCAAUCUUUUUCACUUUGAGGACUAUAGGCGGGAUUAUAUUGGAACACAAAACGAUGGUCUCCUAUCUGAAGGACAGCUUGAAGAGCAGAGACAAUGUUUACGCAAAAUUGUCGUUCGUGAAAUGAUUGAUUUCUUCAAGAAUGACAGAGGUCAAGUGGCUAUCUUUGACAGUGUUAAUGGUAAUUCAGAUGAAAGGGUUGACUUGGCUUUGAAAAUGAAAAGGCAUGAUAUUAGGACUGUCUUUAUUGAAAGUCUUGUUGAUGAUCAUGAACUUCUCAAAUCUAAUAUUAGGGAGGCCACAAAAUCUCCCGAUUAUGAGGGUUGGGAAGAGAAACUGGCAAUUUUAGAUUAUACAAAAAAAGUUGGUAAAAUGUCGAAGUCUUUUGAAUCAUUAACGAGGAAAGAUUUUACAUGGAUCCAGUCGAGAAAUUUGGGACGUACAGUUCUUGUUAAUAAAUUACAGCAUGAUUUUUUAACAACAAAAAUAAUAUUUUACAUAAUGAAUGUUCGUCUUAAAUCAGGUUCCGUUUAUUUUGCUCGUUGUUCCAAUAAUAAGCUUCAGUUUAAAAGUGAUCCACCAUUAACUAAGACAGGAACUGAAUACAUAAGCAAGAUGUAUAAUGCGUUGCUUCGUCACUUCAAUAGCACACGAUCAGGAAAGGGAUUCCCUCCAGACUUAGAAAUCUGGACCUCUACCCGGCUAAGAACAAUGCAAGCGGCCGCUGUUUUUAAAGAAGCCGGACUUGUCGUGAAGCCCAGGUCAGAAUUAAAUCAGCUUAAUCCAGGUGAUUCUGAGGGCCUAACUGAUCAAACUUUGAAAGGAAAGUAUCCGUCAGAUUAUGAGCACCACAAAUUGGAUCCAUACCACCAUAGGUAUCCUAGAGCGGAAAGUUAUCAUGAUCUGGCUCUUAAAUUGGAGCCUUUGAUAUUAGAAGUUGGAAGGAUAGAUAAUGAUAUAUUAAUAAUUGCAGAUGAGACGGUGAUUAGAGUUUUUUAUGGGUAUUUAAUGGCAUCAUCCUCUUCGGAUAUUCCUUUUAUGCGUUUCCCUUCCAACGAGAUUAUCGAAAUAACGUACAACGCUUAUGUCAAUAAGGCAAAGAGAAUUAAGAUUCCUGGUAUAUCUGCAGAUUGA
Molecule: messenger RNA, 1473 nt
Organism: Brettanomyces bruxellensis
Lineage: Eukaryota; Fungi; Ascomycota; Pichiomycetes; Pichiales; Pichiaceae
Exons: 1
Coding region: 1-1473 (490 amino acids)
Biological process (GO): fructose metabolic process; fructose 2,6-bisphosphate metabolic process
Cellular component (GO): cytosol
Molecular function (GO): ATP binding; 6-phosphofructo-2-kinase activity; fructose-2,6-bisphosphate 2-phosphatase activity
Source: RefSeq, a predicted model, not a curated record